GUUAUUAUUCAAAAAAUGAAUCAAAUUAUAUAUGUCCAUAAUAAAUCCAAAAUCUAAGGAGUGUCGCUAUAAAUUACUCAAAAUAAAAAAAGAAAAAAAGGGCAAAAGCUUUGGACUUUUAAACACUGGUAGAGAAGAGAAGAAAGAGUAGGUACUAGGUAGGUCAAAAAGCAUAUGAUAUAGCAACUGGCAAUCAAUCAUACGUGGAGUGCCUCAAACUACUUGUACCUACUUACAUCCUUCCCUCCUCUUCAGGGUUUGUUUUGUGUUCUAGCUGUAAAUGCAAUUUUAUUUAAAAAAAAAAAAAUAAUAAACUGUGGCAUUAGGUACACCUCCUCUAUUUCUAAACAUUUAGAGAUCCUCAUUUCUUCCGAGACCGGGUCUCUUGCUGCGCAUUUUCCACCAUACAAUCAACAAAAAAAGAAAAAAAAAAAUUCAAAUAAUAAAAAGAAAAAAAAAAAAAAAAAAACCAACUUAAUUACAAUAAAACAAAAAAAGUGUCUAAAUAAUUCCUCCCCUUUUCUGCAAAAUUUCUGGUCAUAUCCCACGCCCCUGUUUCUCUCACUCUUUCUCAUGUCAUCAUGUCAUUCCAUCUCUCUCUAACCGAAAGAGAGAGAAAACAAAAAAACAACAAAAAGAGAGAAGAUUGUUGUUUCUUGGGAGCCACACCUCUCACCAUCUCCUGUGUGUAGGCAUGUUGGUUUCCCCACCUUUGACACAAUCAACAACAUCUCUCUCUCUCUCUCUCUCUUGCCUUGUAUUCUUUUCUUGUAGUAUUAUUGAAUCUAAAUUUCACAUUGGUCCUACUUGAAUUACAUACAUAAUUACAAUCUCAUUUGACUUUCUUUUCUUUUCUUAUAAUAAUAUACAUUGUAAACAGGAGGUACCCAAGAAUUUUCCUGGAAAAUUCCCAUGCAUGGUCUUUGACAUUCAUUCCCCCACAUACCCUUUUCAUUUUCUAUCUUCACAACAUUUUUGUAGAUACAAAAGCUAGAAUAUAUUGAGCCAAAGGCUUGAGAAAAGUCACAUAUUUUUAUUUUUUUGAAAUGGGAGACAUUACAUCUCCGGAGAAGAAAACAGGUUGUGGCCUUUUGGAUGCCUUUUUCGGGCGCAAACCAAGAAGAACAACCUCCACAAAUUCAAUUCCCACGGUGACCACCAAUGGCAGCAAAGAUGUCAUGACCAGGAUUCCGAGCACUCCCAAUUCGAAGAGGAGGCGUGGCGGCUCUGACGAGGCUGCCUUCCUCGACUUGAAUGGCGCUUCAUCGGAGCAAUCACAGAAGCCAGUUGAAAACCCUAAUGGCAGCAGACCUUCAGGCCGGAGCAAUACAAAGGCCGCGGCCGCCCCCCCACCGCCUGUGCACCACCAACACCAACACCAUCCUCCUCCUCCUCCUCCUGUGCAUCACCAAAAUAGAAAAGCUCCCGAGGAAGCAAUUAUGGUUAGAAGUGUGCCUCCUAAGAAUAAUAACCAUGGUGGCUAUGGCCAAGGAAAGAAAUUACCAUUUGGUGCAACAGGCAUUUCCGGCGAGCUUGAGAGCAUGAUCGCGGAUCACCAGCGAUCAAAAGGACCCGGUGGGCUUGUCCGGGCUUCGUCAAGCAAUGUGAUGCUGAUGGGAAAUUUAGGUAACUUGAGGCAUCCAGAUGGCAAUGGUAGUGGCAAUGCAAAUUUGAAUAAUGUUGUUGAUUACCAACCCAAAGCUGCACCAAAAGAAGAGAGCUCGGGGCCUAAUGGUAAAUACCCAACUAGUGUGAUGGGCAAUGUAGUGAAGAAAACCCCUGAAGUGUCCUCAAAAGCAGCCCCACCAGCCUCCCUAUGCCGGGCUCUCUCGACUCGAAUGGAUCCGGAGACAUUGAAGAUUAUGGGCAAUGAGGAUUACAAGAGUGGGAGGUUUGAAGAGGCCUUGGCUUUGUAUGAUGCUGCUAUAUCUAUUGACCCUAAUAAGGCCUCGUACCGGAGCAACAAAAGCGCGGCACUAACUGCACUCGGGAGGCUUCUUGAGGCUGUUUUGGAGUGCAGAGAAGCCAUUAGGAUUGAACCCUAUUAUCAAAGAGCUCAUAACCGUUUGGCAACCCUAUACCUCAGAUUAGGAGAAACAGAAAAGGCCAUAUAUCACUACAAACAUGCAGGUGCUGAAGCUGAUCCUGAAGUGAUUUCCAAAGCUAAAAAAGUCCAGUUCCAUCUCAGCAAGUGCACGGAGGCGAAGAAGCUACGAGACUGGAAUGCUUUGCUAAAAGAAGCAAGCAAUGCCAUAUCGGCCGGGGCUGAUUCAGCACCACUGAUAUAUGCUUUGCAAGCUGAGGCCCUUUUGAGGCUGCAUAGACACCAAGAUGCUGAUGAAACAUUGACAAAAGGCCCCAAUUUCGAUCCUGAAGAUUGUACUAAGUUCUUUGGCCCUAUUGGUAGUGCUAGUCUGUUGGUGAUUAGGGCACAAGUUGACAUGGCCGCGGGAAGAUUCGAUAUCGCUGUCGCGGCUGCUCAACGGGCAACUCGGCUUGACGGGAACAACAAGGAGGCGAACAUGGUGUUCCGGCGGACACGAGCGGUGGCGGGAGCUCGAUCAAAAGGUAACGAUCUCUUCAAGGCAUCGAAAUACUCAGAGGCAUGUGGUGCAUAUGGAGAGGGUCUCGACCAUGACUCGUACAACUCGGUCUUGUUGUGCAACCGAGCUGCUUGUCUGUCCAAACUCGGCGAAAUCCACAAGGCCAUUGAGGACUGCAAUGCUGCGCUUAAUGUACGCCCAUCCUACAGCAAGGCUAGACUAAGAAGAGCCGAUUGUAAUGCCAAGUUGGAAAAGUGGGAGGCAUGUAUACGAGACUAUGAGGUGUUGAGAAGAGAAACACCAGAUGACGAGGAGGUGGGCCGCGCCUUGAAGGAGGCCCAAACCCAGCUCAAUAGACAGCGAGGAGGAGGAGGAGACGACGUGAAGGACAUGAAGGUUGGUGGUGCUGCUCAUGAAGUGGUCCUCAUUUCAAGCGAAGAAAGUUUCAUGGACUACCUAAAUUCGCCUGGUAUAUCAGUUGUCCUAUUUUCUAGCAAGCCACACGACAAACAAACGUUGCAUUUCAUGGAGCAACUCUGCAAGAGAUACCAUUCCAUCAACUUCUUAAAGGUGGAGGUCGAAGAUCAUCCUUCCUUAGCAGAAGCAGAGGAGGUGAGCUCAUUUCCGGCUUUCAACAUAUACAAGAAUGGGUCAAGAGAAAAAGAAAUCGCAGGGGACAAACAUGAUUUGUUAGAGAGAUCAAUAAAAUCGUAUGCCACUUAGAACAAUGGAAGGGGUUUCUGAGUUUGUCAUCCACAAACCUACUGUGCCACAAGGACCAGGCAUGAAGGACAAGAGACUGAAGUCUUUUUUUUGAUGCAGAAAUGGAAGAAGAUAAAAGAGGCUUCAUAGGGAAUUGAAGGUUAUUUUGGUCAGUUUAAUUUGCUGGCACAGCCCUUAAUUGUUGUAGCACUAAGGAAAACUCAUGAUUGAACUAAGCAGCAAAAGUUUUUAACAUUAGAGAGGAAUCAAGGAGGACUAUACACGUUUGAAUGUAAUUAAUGUAGUUUGAGGUACUUGGCUCAAUUUAUUCAUUCAAUCCAUUGUUACUCCAAGCCCAUUUGUUUAUAAAUAAUGAUAGGAAAUUUGAU
This is a messenger RNA of Cornus florida, 3634 nucleotides long. RefSeq names its product TPR repeat-containing thioredoxin TTL1-like. Gene Ontology annotation, molecular function: protein binding. Gene Ontology annotation, cellular component: cytoplasm. NCBI's taxonomy places the organism in Eukaryota, Viridiplantae, Streptophyta, Magnoliopsida, Cornales, Cornaceae. The record is from RefSeq and is a predicted model, not a curated record. Bases 1047 to 3266 code for a protein of 739 amino acids. The transcript has 7 exons.